UUUGAACCAAUGUGAAUCUGUGAGACUUUCAUUGUGGUGUCUGACAUUAAUGGACACUUAUCUUCAUUCUUUUUAAAAUUGUAAAACAAAUGAAAUAUGGGUGCUAUAAAGAUUAUAAAUUGGGCAAAGAGAAUGAGGAAAAGAGUGAACAGUUUUAAAAGAAGUUCGAGCAUUCUGCCAAUGGAGCCAAAGUCAAAUAUCAUCUCAAAGAGGAAAUCAAGUCUAAAACUGAAUACAUCUCAAAAGCAAGAACAGACAAUGCACAAGAGUGGGUUAUCAAAGAGAACAGACUCUGUUCUAGAGCUCAGCCAAGAUAUUGAAGAGUUAGAUUGCAAAAGUUUUAAAGAUCUCAAUAUGUCAGACAUUUUCGCUGAUGAUGAAUUAUCCGAAGAUUCAUACACACCUGAAAUUAAAAUGGAGUCCAUGAGAAACUGUAGAAAUUUCUCGACAGAUUUUGGUUCAAUUCUUCAGAGUUUUGAAUCCACGCUCUUGGAUUAUUCUGGUGAAUUUGAUUCGAGAACAAUUUCUAUGAGUCUUUCGAGUUUGACAUCAAAUACCAAUUGUCAGUUUAUUGAUAUUUCUAGAUCAAAACAAUGUUAUCAUGUCCUAAAUCAACAAGAUGAAGAGAGUACAAGGACUAUGCCCUCUUUACGUCCAGUUUGCAUUGUUCUUCCACAGAAAUACAUAAAUCCUAAGCAAUUUACCCAAAACAAAUAUCACAGUCCCUCUAUAAUAUCUAGAAGUCAUCCCCUUAGUGACAUUUCAUUUGAUUGUAUUGCUUUGGAGUCAUCGCCUCAAAACAAAUCGACGAAAACAGAGAUAAAGUGUCAUAAGUACUUGUUACUAGAGAGAGGGCCUAUUCUGAUUUGUCGAACUCUUCCAGAUAAAGAGCUUGAGAAUGACUUUUGCACUCAGACAUCGAAGCCUCAAAAGAAGAAUAAAGGUUCGAAUUUUGGUAAUGGCUUUCCAAAAAUGGAAAGCAUUAAUGGAUGUUCCUCUUUGUCACAGACUAAAUGCUAUAUGGUGUUAGAAAUGGGUCCAGUUCUUACCUGUCCAAAAAUGUUUGUAAGGAAGCCUUUUUCAAACCAUGAAACUUUGCCAUCUGAAUUGAAUAAUGAUUUCACGAUGUCCGCUAGCGAUGGAGGACUUUACAACAGAACAAAACGUAAAAAAUAUAAAAUAGAAAAGAGCAAAACUAGUCUUCCUGCAUCUCCUGAAAAGUUAGAAAAGAUGCUGAAGAAAUUUCUUCUAACCUUUGGAAAGUUAACAUCACCAGACAAAUCCUCUUCAUCAGAUUUAUCACAGGCUGACCUAUUGUCUUUAUCCGAUAGAUUCUUGAGCAAUCUGACAUCAAAUUCUACGUUAGAAACUUUUCCUAAAAAGUCACUUCAGUUGAUUCGCAAAAUUCUAUACUACAGUAACCACGUCCCUUCAAUACAAGAGUUAGUUUUUGCAUAUCCGUUACACAGAAUAAAUAUUACUGAAAGUGAAUCUGAGGAAGCUCUUGGAGACCCUAUGCGUUUUGAAUGGCAGAGGAUAAGAAGCUUUCAUUCAUAUCCGACAUCUGAUUUAGGGGUUUCUAUUCUUCACUUAGCUCAGAAUGGAUUUUAUUAUACUGGUAGAGGUUCUGAGACGACUUGUUUCUAUUGCAAAUGUAAAUACAGUGAUUGGCGGCUUGAUUCUGACGUACGUCGCACACACCUUCAGUUAUCUCCAGAAUGUCCUGUGGCUAUUGGAAGGGAGAGUAGUAAUGUUCCUAUUCAUCCAGCAAGAAGAAGGGAAAAUGAACCGCAACAAGUCGAUCCAUUUUUCGGAAUAGAUCGUUUAGAAGAAAACAUUGCAGAAGAUGGCGGUGAAUCAAGAGCGAGGGUAACGCAACAUUCACCCGUUCAGAAUAAUUCGGUAAACAAUCAUUCAAACCAUGGAAGUUCUUUACCACAAGUUAGGGAUGGCAAUGAUGUAGACAAUGCAAGUUCCAUCUUACGGGAAAUCGAGGGCGUUCGGUUAAGUGGGCAGGGGGACAGACAAAGGGCUGAAAAUUUCAGUAUCAGCCCUGAAGGCUUUUCGUCAACAUCGCUGGAUGCAUCAAACGAACAAGUCAAAAAACAGAGGAAAAAUAAUGAAUCCCAAAAUCAGCGACUUGUAAAUUCUCCUCGUGAAGGAAGAUUAAACACAUCAAGUAAUACAGAAACACAGCGCUCCUCAACCAGUACUGCACAAGCAUAUAAACAAAAACUUUCAUCUCAAUUAGACCCGCUAGGAAUUGUAUGGGAAAAGCCAAAGUUUCCUCCUUAUGCCAUUUUAAGCAAAAGGAUAUCCUCCUUUGAAGGAUGGUCAAAGGACAUACCACAAUCACCUACAGAGCUGUCCAAGGCUGGAUAUUUUUAUGUUGGUGUAAGCGAUUAUGUGCGGUGUUUCUUUUGUGGUGGCGGACUGAGGAACUGGGAGAGGAGUGAUGUUCCUUGGGAAGAACAUGCUAAGUGGUUCCCACGGUGUGCUUUUUUAAGAAAUGUUAAAGGAGAGGAGUACGUCUCUCUUGUACAGCGUAAUUCCCAGACUGAUGAUUUUGCUCAAGCGACUGAGUCAGAAGUCCCAGGAGCAGAUCAAAACCACUUAAUCUUUGAAAUUCUUGAGGAAGAGGGAUAUCCCAGAGACAGAAUCCAGUCUGCCAUUAAUGCAUGGAAGCAAAGGCGAGAUAGGGUUGGUUUCAAAUUACCGAUGAAGGCCGAGGACUUGGUUGACAUUCUGGAAGAAGAUAGUGAAAGUCCUGAGAAUACAUGUACUUCAUUAUCACAAAAACCAGAGGAACUUCAAACACUCCAGACAGAGUUCUCGUUCCUGCAGUCCACAUUGCUGUGUAAGGUCUGUUUUAAACAGGAAGUAGGAAUGGCUUUUCUACCCUGCGGCCAUCUUGUCUGCUGCAAGGAAUGUGCACCAGCUGUUAGGAAGUGCAUCCUUUGUGAUGUCAUUAUAAAGGGAACCGUCAAGACCUACUUUUCUUAAAAGUCAUAAGACAUUACUAGUUUCAACAUAGACAUAAAUAACUAUGUUAUUUAUGUCCCUGGUUUCAGAAGAAUUAGUCCAAGACAAAAUUAGACCAACUGCACCAUUACUUCCACACUCCAAAAGGGGACACAGACCAAUUCAAAAAUCAUAUGCAAACAGCUUUUUUGAUCUUGUGUGCCUCAGCAACAGAACAAAGCAAAAAGCAAAUGCAGCAUUUUGUUCAUGCCUGCCUUAGCUACAUUUAUUUGUCCUGAUACUGGUUUUCAUUGCAAAUUAUACACAAAAUGAUAUAAACAAUUGUUCUCCAAGAUUUGAUUUUAUUGUAUGUGUAAGAGAAAAAUAAUUCCAGUGUUCAAUUUUGCUUCAUUUGUACUCUCAACUGCUCAAAGAAGAAACUGCAUGAAAAUUUUAGUCAUUAUGCACAUGCAGGGACAUGUACACAAGUCCCUGAUACAUCUUAGAGUCAUACUUAACAUCUGCGAAAAUUUAAAUACCAAUGAAAAAAAUUGAGCAUUGUGAUGACCUAUAUAAUUUGCAUAUGAUCUCAAUUUUCUACUUUAUAAUUUCAUGAAACUGUGUUGAAUGUUAUCAUUAUGGGAACAUGCAGUUUUCAUGGAUUACAUUAUAUUGCUAUAUUUAAAUGUUAAAUAAUGUGAUUUGGGAUAUGUGGUAUUUUACUGCUUAAAUAUGCUUUGUUUACACAGGUAUCAUACAUAUCAUAUGAUCUUGGUUUGAAAAUAUACAGGGAAAUUAGAAAUAAAUACCCAAAAAUACUUAUGCCUGAACCAGCAUAAUAACAUGGAGCAAUACACUGUAUAUGUAUUGAAUGUUUUAAUAUCAAUA
This is a messenger RNA of Saccostrea echinata, 3849 nucleotides long. RefSeq lists its product as uncharacterized. Gene Ontology annotation, molecular function: cysteine-type endopeptidase inhibitor activity involved in apoptotic process. The transcript has 7 exons. NCBI's taxonomy places the organism in Eukaryota, Metazoa, Mollusca, Bivalvia, Ostreida, Ostreidae. Gene Ontology annotation, biological process: regulation of cell cycle; negative regulation of apoptotic process. The record is from RefSeq and is a predicted model, not a curated record. Gene Ontology annotation, cellular component: nucleus; cytoplasm; spindle microtubule. The coding region runs from base 97 to 3003 and encodes 968 amino acids.